This is a messenger RNA of Salvia splendens (bonfire salvia), 1119 nucleotides long. RefSeq names its product UDP-glycosyltransferase 75C1. The transcript is spliced from 2 exons. The record is from RefSeq and is a predicted model, not a curated record. Gene Ontology annotation, molecular function: quercetin 7-O-glucosyltransferase activity; quercetin 3-O-glucosyltransferase activity. Bases 1 to 1119 code for a protein of 372 amino acids. NCBI's taxonomy places the organism in Eukaryota, Viridiplantae, Streptophyta, Magnoliopsida, Lamiales, Lamiaceae.
AUGGCGGACGCCAAGGGCCUAACCUUCCUUGGAUUCGACGACGGAUACGACGACGGUUUCAAGCUCAGCGGCGACACCAAAAAAUUCAUGACUAGUAUACGAAGCAACGGCUCCAAGGCCUUGAGAGACGCCAUCGCUGCCGCAGCGGAGGAGGGCCACCCCGUCACAUGCCUAGUCUACUCGCUCAUCCUCCCUUGGGCGACGGAGGUGGCGCGUGAGCUCCACAACCCCAGCGCGAUAGAAAAUCCAAAUCCCCGGAGCUCCGCCGCUCUCCAAAACCGAUCUUCCCUCCUCCCUUCCUCUUCAGAAUUGGAUAAUUCUGCGAUUGCGGCAUCUAAGGAGCAGUUCGACUUGCUCGACGCCGAGCCAGGCAAGCCUAAGGUGCUCGUCAACACCUUCGACUCGCUCGAGGCGGAAGCGCUCAGCGCGUUAGACUGCUAUGAGCUGAUCUCAAUCGGACCGUUAAUUCCCUCCGCCUUCAUCGGCGGAGAGGAUCCGUCAGAGAACUCGUUCGGCAGCGACCUCUUUGAGAAAUCCGACUGCUGCAUCGAGUGGCUAAACUCGAAACCGCAGUCAUCGGUGGUAUAUGUGUCCUUUGGGAGCCUGUUGAGGCUCCCGAAGGCGCAAAAGGAGGAGAUCGCAGGCGGCCUCCUGCGCUCUAGGAGGCCGUUUCUUUGGGUAAUGCGAGACUCAGAGGAGGAGGAAGAGAAGCUGAGCUGCUCAGAAGAUUUGGAUAAGAUUGGGAAGAUAGUGACGUGGUGCUCCCAGCUCGAGGUGCUGACGCACCAAUCACUAGGAUGCUUUGUCACGCACUGCGGGUGGAACUCGACUCUGGGGAGCCUGUCGUGUGGGGUCCCUGUCGUGGGGUUCCCUGGUUUGGCGGAUCAGGGGACGAAUGCGAAGAUGAUAGAGGAUGUAUGGAGGAUAGGGGUUAGGGUUAGAGGGAAUGAGGAUGGGAUUGUGGAGAGUCGGGAGAUUUGGAGGUGUGUUGAGGAAGUGAUGGAUGGUGGUUUGAAGAGUUUGGAAUAUAGACAAAAUGCUAAUAAAUGGAAGGGAUUGGCCGGAGAAGCUGUGGCGGAAAAUGGGAAUUGGGGUGUGGCACGGAAAAUGAGGAAAUAA